Contarinia nasturtii (swede midge) is the source of this 4280-nucleotide messenger RNA. RefSeq names its product serine/threonine-protein phosphatase 6 regulatory ankyrin repeat subunit B-like. Lineage: Eukaryota; Metazoa; Arthropoda; Insecta; Diptera; Cecidomyiidae. The transcript has 43 exons. Gene Ontology annotation, molecular function: serine-type endopeptidase activity; protein binding. The record is from RefSeq and is a predicted model, not a curated record. Bases 2 to 4162 code for a protein of 1386 amino acids. Gene Ontology annotation, biological process: proteolysis.
CAUGCUAAUUAUGGCAUUUAUUUUCAUACAUUCAGAUAAUAAAACAUAUGCAUUAUCAAAACAAAGUGACAGCACAGCAUUAUUUGAUGCAAUACGUAAUAAAAAUCGUACAGCCGCUAGAAUCAUCAUUGAAAGUGGAAUUGACGUUAAUCAAAAAGAUGAAAAUGGAAGAGCGCCAAUUCAUGUGGCGAUUGAAAAGCAUUUAAAUGAUAUUGCAAGCUUGCUAAUUGACAGAGGUGCAGAUGUGAACAUCAUCGAUAAAGAAGGAAACACACCGAUUUUAAUAGCAGCCAUAGAAUUUAACGAUGGUAUUGUGCUUCAAUUACUUAGAUCGGGCGCCGAUAUUAAUAAACAAAACAUUUUUGGAAAUUCAUUAGUACACAUAAGUGCAUACAAAGGUUAUGAUUCAUUUCUGAAGUAUCUAAUUGAAGGAAUCGGCGCCAAUCUCAGUGCAAUCAACGAAGAUGAAAGCAAUCCCCUUAAACUAGCUGUUAUUGGUGGUAAUUAUAAAACAGUGUCGUUGCUGCUUGAAAAGGGGGAAAAUAUUAACCAGGAAAAUGAGAUGUCAAGUUCAGCGCUUCAUUCUGCAGCUCAGCUUGGUUAUUAUGAAAUAGCUCAGCUUUUAUUGAUGAAAGGUGCUGAUAUCAACAGCAAAGAUAAAGAUCUCAAUAGUCCUCUUCACUUCGCAAGUCAAAAUGGCCAUGACACAUUGGUUCAGUUGUUGAUAGAGUCUGGUGCCAAAGUUGAUGAAAAAAAUAACGAAGAAGAAACGCCAAUGCUAUUGGCGGCAUUUAAUGGGCAUGCAAAUGUGGUGUCGAUUUUAUUAGAGAAAGGGGCUGACAUUAACAGCAAAAACAGUGCGGGAAACGAUCCACUUCACUUGGCAUCAUCUGCAGGUCGUGAGAGUGUUGUUCAGCUUUUGUUGAUGAGAGGUGCUGAUAUCAAUAGUAAAAACUAUGAUGGAGAGAGUACCAUUGCAUUAGCUUCGGCUGCAGGCCAAUAUAAUGUUACACAAAUAUUGAUCAAAAAUGGAGCAGACAUUCAUAGUGAAGACAAUCUGGGAAGACAAUCUAUCCAUAAAAGCGCUAAAAAUGGCUUCGAAAAAAUCGUUACGCUUUUAAUUGAAAACGGAACUGAUAUUGAUAGCCAAGAUCAUGAUGGAAACACACCAUUGAUGCAAGCUUCCUAUGUUGGCAAUGAGAAAAUGGUCGAACAUUUAUUAAAAUUGGGCGCUGAUGUACAUCUAAAAACUACUCAGAAUAUCACAGCGUUACUAGGCGCCGCAAUUGUUGGUUAUGAAAAAGUUGUUCGAAUAUUGAUUGAGAAAGGUAAGGCUGACAUUAAUAGUCUAAAUAAGGAUCGAAACACACCGCUCAUGGUGGCUACAUUUUACGGACACGACAAAGUGGUGGAAGUUUUAGUUGAGCUAGGUGCCGAUCUAGAUGCAAAAUCAAAUGAAGGGAAUUCAGCUUUGAUAUAUGCUGCUGCCAAAGGCAAUGAAAAAAUCGUAAAAAUUUUACUCGAUAAUGGUGCAGAUAUUCAUAUCAAAAAUAACGAACGACGCCAAGCUUGGGAAUGGGCAGAAUCCAAAGGAUAUCCAAAGAUUGUUGUUUUGCUUCAAGCUGCAGAAAUGAAUAAACACAAAGCUCAUAAAAACAAAUUAUCAAAUCAAAGUGAAACACCGUCCUUAUUUGAUGCAAUACAUGAUAAAAAUCAGACAGCCGCUAGAAUCAUCAUUGAAAGUGGAAUUGACGUUAAUGAAAAAGAUGAGAACGGAAGAGCGCCAAUUCAUGUGGCUAUCGAAAAUGGUUUAAAUGAUAUUGUGAGCCUACUUAUUGAAAAAGGUGCAGAUUUGAAUGUAACCGACCGAUUUAACAACACACCGAUUUUAACUGCAGCAUUAGAGGUCAACGAUCACGUUCUACAUGAUUUAGUUCGAAAUGGGGCUAAUACUAACAUUAAAAAUAUAGAUGGCGAUGGUUUAGUUCACAUUUUAGCAAGCAAAGGACACGAUACAUUUCUGAAAUAUCUAAUCGAUGAAAUCGGCACCGAUAUCAAUGCCACAAAUAAUAAACAAAGAAACGGAUUACAUUUUGCAGCAAUUGGUGGGCAUUACAAAGUUGCCGAAUUACUUCUUCAAAACGGUGCAGCUUUUGACCAAAAUGAUUAUAUUCUCUUCACUCCAUGCAGCUAUGCAGCAUUCCAUGGUCAUGAUCAGAUAGUUCGAAUGUUAGUUCAAAAAGGAGCUGACAUAAAUCACAAAAACCAUGAAAAAAGCACACCGCUCCAUCUUGCUAUCUACAAGGAUAGAGGUCAUCCAUCGACUGUACGAACACUGAUCGAAUUAGGAGCUAAAAUUAAUGAAAAGAAUCACAUAAACUCGACUGCAAUUCAGUUAGCAGCAUUUAAUGGUUUUGAUGAGGUGGUGCGCAUUUUAAUUGACAGAGGUGCAGAUGUGAAUAUAGCCAAUAAUGAUGGGAACUCGGCUUUAAUCGUAGCUUGUUAUGGAGGUUAUGAAAAAAUCGUUCAAUCAUUAUUAAAUGAAUCAAGUACUGAUAUUGAUGCCAAAAACCUUGAGGGUAACAAUGCAUUACACUACGCUACACAAAAAGGUAACGAACAAAUAGUGAGAAUGUUAAUUGAACGUGGAGCUGAUAUUAACAGCCGAAAUUUCAUACAGAAUACGCCACUCAUCACGUCAAGUACUUAUGGCUUUAAAAAUAUUACCCUCUAUUUGAUGGAAAAAGGUGCAGAGCUAAAUGCAAAAAAUAGUCUGCUGGACACAGCGUUACAUGUCGCAGCACAUCAAGGCCAUGAAAGUAUCGUCGAAGCUCUGUUGAAUUCGAAUGCUGAUGUACAUAUAUUCAAUAAAGAUCAAAUGUCAAGUUUCCAUGUGGCAGUCACAGCGGGUAAUGAAAACAUCGCUAAAUUGUUCAUAGAGAAAGGUUCUGACGUUAAUAGUCGAAAUAUACUCGGUAACACACCACUUAUAACUGCUGUUGAAUACGGGUUUGCCAAAGUUGUGGAUCUACUCUCUAAGAAUGGUGAGAUUAGUUUAGUCUUGUUUUGGUAUCGAUUCAGGUCGGGUGUAUUCACUGAAUACUAUUCAGUCGAAGCUUUGCCUUUAAAUUACCACCUUGACCAAUCCGGUGCUGAAAUAAACUCACAAUCAAAUGAAGGAAAUUCAGCUUUGAUGAAAGCUGCAUUCAGAGGCUAUGAAGAAAUUUUGAACAUUUUACUUGAAAAUGGUGCUGAUAUUCAUAUUCGAAAUAAUAAACGACUCAAAGCCCAUAAUAUAGCCGAACGCGAAGGUUACCCAAACAUUGUUGAAUUGCUUCGUGCAGCAGCAAAUAAUAUUGUGAAAAUACGAAAAGCAUGUCGUACCUAUUCGAAGUUUCCGGCUCGUCGCAUUUUCGGUGGAGAAUCGGCGACAGGUGGAGAAUUUCCUUGGAUGGCUGCACUGGGCUAUCUCCUUAAGGAUUCGACCAUUCGUUUUGAAUGCGGCGGAACAGUAAUUUCGGAGCGGUUCGUACUAACAGCAGCACAUUGUUUGAAAACAACGCGUCAACCCGUCGUUGUUCGUCUAGGAGAAUUAGCACUGAGUACCCCAGACGCAAUAAACCAUCAAAUCGAGAAAAUCAUUCGACAUCCACAGUACUCAUUUUUAUUUGAAAAGAAUGAUAUUGCUUUACUUCGUUUAACCAAUCAAAUUGAAUUCACAUUCGAUAUUCAGCCAGCUUGCUUACAUAAUGAUACACGUGACGAGAGUACGGAUGUACCGCUGCUUGUGACCGGUUGGGGCGUAAUAAAUGAAGAAAAGGAAUUAUCAAAUGAACUUUUAAAGACGCAAGUUUCAACGUUGGUGUUACCCGAAUGCAAUAAAACACUUUUGGAUUGGAAUCGAUUGCCAAACAUUUCAACUCUACGAAACGGCAUUAGUGAAAGUCAAUAUUGUGCAUUCGAUCCGAGUGCAAGAAACGAUAGUUGUCAAGGAGACAGUGGAGGACCGCUUCAGGUGUACCGUGGCACAUCCAGCAUUCCACAUGUCGUCGGUGUGGUGUCCUUUGGCAUUAGUUGUGGAACUUCACUGCCAGCCAUUUACACAAGAGUCGCAUUUUAUACUGAAUGGAUCGCAAAGCAUGUUUGGCAGGAAAGCUAUUAAGAUAUUACACACUUGUAAAGUGCGAAACAAGAAACCAAACUUAUAAACAUUGAAUACAUAUAACAAUUAACAAAGCAUACUCUAUUAUUACAUGAAAUAAAUGACUUUAAUGCAUCGA